Molecule: messenger RNA, 600 nt
Organism: Gastrolobium bilobum
Lineage: Eukaryota; Viridiplantae; Streptophyta; Magnoliopsida; Fabales; Fabaceae
Product: protein LIGHT-DEPENDENT SHORT HYPOCOTYLS 4-like
Exons: 1
Coding region: 1-600 (199 amino acids)
Biological process (GO): mRNA transcription; response to light stimulus
Cellular component (GO): nucleus
Source: RefSeq, a predicted model, not a curated record
AUGGAUUUGGUUUCUGAAUCAGCAAACAACAGUACUAGCAGCUACGAUAAUGAGAUCCUUGCAAUUGUAUCAUCCUCAACCACCACCGAUCCCACCACAGCCUCAUCUUCAUCUUCAUCUUCAUCUUUAGCGAACAACAACACACCAAGCCGUUAUGAGAACCAAAAGAGGCGAGAUUGGAACACUUUCUGCCAGUAUCUGAGGAACCAUAUACCACCACUUUCUAUGGCCUUAUGCAGUGGUGCUCAUGUGCUUGAAUUUCUUCACUACCUUGACCAAUUCGGAAAGACCAAAGUUCAUAACCCUUUAUGCCCUUUCUUUGGGUUACCAAACCCACCUGGUCCUUGCCCCUGUCCUCUUCGUCAGGCAUGGGGUAGCCUCGAUGCUCUCAUUGGUCGUCUCCGUGCUGCAUAUGAAGAGAACGGUGGCAGACCAGAGUCAAAUCCAUUCGGUGCUCGAGCAGUGAGGAUUUACUUGCGUGAUGUUCGUGAUUUUCAGGCAAAGGCUAGAGGAGUUAGCUAUGAGAAGAAGAGGAAGAGGCCAAAGCCAAAGCCCAAGAUGAAUGAUUCUUCUACUACUUCCCCUAAUGAUAGGAACUAA